Molecule: messenger RNA, 3123 nt
Organism: Menidia menidia (Atlantic silverside)
Lineage: Eukaryota; Metazoa; Chordata; Actinopteri; Atheriniformes; Atherinopsidae
Source: the annotation of a GenBank genome assembly
UAAUCGGUUGUGUUGGGUCGGACCUUGGGCGUUUUAAUGGCGGAAGAAGGGAAUUCCUUCCUUCUCUGGACGCCAGUUAGUGCCACCCUUUCCAGGCAGGGGGUCCAUGCGGGGGAUGGUGUCCCCCUUCGUCCUGUCCCUCUUCGUCAUCCUCUGGCGCCGGAAAGGGCAGAGCAGCUGAAAAAGGAGGCGUUGCCCUCCAAACAACACAUCAGCUGCAAAUUUAUGCAGAGCCCCGAAAUCCCUGCCGCCGCUCCAGCCUGCGCGGCCGUCCCGCGGAGGAGAACAACGGACGACGGAGCAUCGGGCGCCGCGUCGACGAACAGCCCCGGAAGGCCGCCGAGUCGCUGCGCGUCGCUCCGCCGCGGGGCUCCCGGUGCAGGCGGAGGAACGGCAGCCCGGAGCGGCGACGCUAUGGAGACGGAUGGAGAGCAGAACCAGCAGGGAGCCUCGACCAAUGGGAGCGCGGGGUCAGGGGGCAGCUCCCGUCCCUCACCGAUGAACUCCAUGUCUCCCUAUGAAAGACAAGCCGUGCAGGCCCUGCAGGCGCUGCAGAGGCAGCCAAACGCGGCUCAGUACUUCCAGCAGCUGAUGCUCCAGCAGCAGAUCAACAGCGCCCAGCUGCAGAAUCUGGCAGCGGUGCAGCAGGUUAAGGCGACUCUGGCGGCCAGUCGUCAGUCCAGUCCCUCCAGCAGCAGCUCCUCUCAGACCACCAGCAGCACAGCUGCCAGCGUCACAUCUGGAUCAUCUUCUACGACCAGCAGCCGUCCUCUGGGCGCCACGGCAACAUCCACCAUCAGCCAGUCGGUGCUGCUGAGCGGGACGGCAGGAGGGCAGGGGCAAAUGUACCUGAGGGUCAACCGCUCCCUCCGAGCUCCCAUCCCCUCGCAGCUCAUCUUCAUGCCCGGCAGCACAGCGACCGCCGCCGUGGCGACUGUCGCCCAACAGCCGCAAACGCAGAAACAGGAAGUGGCUCCCACCUCCUCCUCCAGCAGCCAAACGGAUAACGAGCAGGCGCAGAACCUGGCCAUGCGAGGUGUGUCGGGCUCCAAAGCUGUUGGGGUGAAAACUGAAGCCCCGGAGAGGAACGAAUCUGCCUAUUCCCUGGUGCAUCCCUCCCAUCCGUCAAACACCCAGUCCCCCUCCAAGCCCAGCCCCCAGCCAACUCACAUCAAAAUCCCCACUUACCCACACCCCACGAACCUCAAAGCCCACCCCUCCUCUUCCUCUGGUGUGUCCACUUCUUCCUCGUCCUCCACCUCCUCCAUCCCUCUUUCCCAGCUCCUGCUCCACGGAACUCGAACCCUGACCACGGGAACCACUGCUCCCACCGCGCACACCCUGGUCCUCACGUCCGGCGCGGCCUCCCAGCCCCACGGGUACCCGGUCGGCACGGCGACCAUCAAGCCGGCGGUCAAUGCCCAGACGCUGGUGGUGCAGCCCCUGCAGAAGACCUCCCACGGUGCCGACAAGCCGGGCCACGGGAACGGGCCCAUCCCCAUCCAGCCCAAAACCCUGCAGGGCCUCCGCCUGCCUCUCCAGCUGCCUUCCAGGAACCCCCCCCCCAUCCUCCCCGCCCCGCCGCCGGUCAGCAGCUCCGCUCAGCCCUCCCAGCCUCCGCACAUCCCGGUGCAGAUCGUGGGGGCCCGGCAGAGCACGCUGGGCAGCGCCCAGGCUCUGGCGCUGGCGCGGGGCAGCUGCAGCCAGGAGGGAGCGGCCGUUCUCAGCAGCUCGUCCAGUCUGCUCACCAUGGUGGCGUCCAUCGCCUCCAGGGAGGGCGGGGUCAUGGGGCGGGGGGUGGGGCUGAAGACGCUGCAGUCGCCCCAGGAGGCUCCGCCAUUGGCUCAGGUGUCUAAAGUGCAUCCCCAGGCCAACCAGAGCUCUGGACAGAGUCGGAACGGACCUCUGAGUCAGAGCCCCGCCUCCACUCAGUCCUCCAGUGUUUCCUCUCCCUCCCCCUCGCUGUCCCGCUCCUCCCUGUCCCUCCCCCUGGUGCCUGAGGAGCAAAGGGGAGCGUCAUCUGGUGUGACCACCAACGGAGACUCCACAGGAAGUCAGACACCACAGGGAAAGCAGACGACUGUGUCUUUAAAGCGGAAAUCGGACUCCAAUUCGGCAAAUGACGAAGAAGGACCACCUCCCCCUCGGCUCCAGACAGUCAGAGAUGAAGCCUCAGCCUCUCCAGCCAAUCCCAUCGGAGCAGGCUCUGGUUCUCCUCCUCCAGCGUCCUCCUCUCCUGGCCCGGUGCUGUCUGUGUCUUGUGGGGCCUGUGCUCAGGGGGAGAGGGCGCCGCCGCCUCAAGCUGUGGUCAAACCACAAGUUCUCACGCACCUCAUCGAGGGCUUCGUCAUCCAGGAGGGGGCCGAGCCAUUCCCCGUGUGCGGAUCUGUGAAGGACUCGGCCGGAGAGGAUCUGACCAACGACAGCCCGGACACUAACCAGCCGGAAACCGUGACCACAGCAACAGUACUGAAGUGUGAGUACUGCAAAAACUUUGCACCUGCCAGCCAGUUCAGAGGCACCAAAAGGUUCUGCUCCAUGACGUGUGCCAAGAGGUACAACGUCAGCUUCAGACAGCACUUCUCAGUGCGGCAGAGCCACAGCCAACGUCAAAACCAGGAGCGCGCUCCGGACCGGGACCAGGCCGAGGGUCACCUGUCCAACUCGGAUGAGGAGGGCGGGAUCGCCAGGAGGAGGGUACCCCGCAGGACUAGUUCCGAAAUAGCCAGUGCAAAGAUAGCAGGGAGACCCCUGCCUGUCAAGUGCCGCUCCGAGUCCAGCCACUCGGAGGAGGAGUCUACUGGAGAGGAGGAUGAGGACCCCAUGUCUCUCUCGCCCGCUUCCUCUGCUUCCUUCCACCAGCCGCCGCCUCCGCCACUGCAGACGGAGAGCUCUGCUCCCAGCUGCCCGUCAAACAGCCCCGCCCAGUGGAGCGUGGAGGAGGUGUCGCAGUUCAUUUCCUCACUGCAAGGCUGUGAGGAGCUUGCGCCCCAGUUCCUGUCUCAGGAGAUCGACGGACAGGCUUUGCUCCUGCUGAAGGAGGAGCAUCUUAUGUCUACUAUGAACAUCAAAUUGGGCCCUGCCCUCAAAAUCUGCGCCCACAUUAACAAUCUGAGGGACUGA